GCUCGGCGGAGGCAGCGCUCGUGCUCGCGGCGUCAGCCUCAGCCCAUCCAUCUACGCACGCCGCGGCUUCUCCGUCUCUGCUGCGCCUGAGGGGAGGGGAGGGGAGGGGAGGAGAGGAGAGGAGAGGGGGCGCCUGGCCUGGCCUGGCUCGGCUCGGAGGGGCUGCUGAGGGAAGAAGAGGAGGCCUCGGUAAAGAAGGAAGGAAGACAGGCCCCGACUGCAGCCACUGGGCCAUGAGCCGCACGUGGGGUCGCCUCUGAAGCCGCUGCCCCGGACGAAGAGCAUGCUCUGGUCCCAGCCCGGCUUUCUCCAGGAAUUGAUGCACUUACAAUUGACGAGUCACUAUGCUGCUCCACCUGUGUAGUGUUAAGAAUCUGUAUCAGAACAGGUUCCUGGGCCUGGCUGCUAUGGCAUCUCCAUCUAGGAAUUCACAGAAUCGGCGCCGAUGUAAAGAACCGCUGAGGUACAGCUACAACCCAGACCACUUCCACAACAUGGAUAUUGGGAAUGGCUCCCAUGAGACGGUUACUAUUCCACGUUCAACCAGUGAUACAGACUUGGUCACUUCAGACAGCCGAUCUACACUCAUGGUCAGCAGCUCCUAUUAUUCCAUAGGACAUUCACAAGAUCUGGUGAUUUAUUGGGAUAUAAAAGAAGAAGUAGAUGCAGGGGACUGGAUUGGCAUGUAUCUCAUUGAUGAAGUCUUAUCUGAAAAUUUCCUUGACUACAAGAAUCGUGGAGUGAAUGGCUCUCAUCGAGGUCAAAUUAUCUGGAAGAUUGAUGCCAGUUCUUACUUUGUAGAAUCUGAAACAAAGAUCUGCUUCAAAUACUACCAUGGAGUGAGUGGGGCACUGCGCGCAACAACUCCCAGUGUAACAGUGAAGAAUAAUGCAGCUCCUAUUUUUAAAAGUAUCACCAAUGAAGAUUCGGUCCAGGGACAGGGAAGCAGAAGACUGAUUAGUUUCUCAUUGUCAGAUUUCCAGGCUUUUGGUCUUAAGAAGGGCAUGUUUUUCAAUCCUGACCCUUACCUAAAGAUUUCAAUCCAACCUGGAAAGCAUAGCAUCUUCCCAGCUCUUCCACAUCAUGGACAAGAGAAGAGAUCGAAGAUCAUUUGUAACACUGUCAACCCCAUCUGGCAAAGAGAGCUGUUCAGUUUUGUUUCCUUGCCCACUGAUGUCCUGGAAAUAGAAGUGAAGGACAAAUUUGCAAAGAGCCGGCCCAUCAUUAAGCGUUUCUUGGGGAAGCUUUCCAUGCCAGUGCAACGGCUGCUGGAGAGACAUGCCAUAGGGGACAGGGUUGUCAGCUAUACCUUGGGACGUAGGCUGCCAACAGACCAUGUCAGUGGCCAGCUGCAAUUUCGGUUUGAGAUAACUUCUUCAAUCCAUCCAGCAGAUGAUGAAGAGGUCUCCCUUACUGCCGAUCCCGAGUCAGCCGAUUUCCAGGAAAGCCCCCUGAAUAUGUCAGCAGAGGAAAUCCUCGGUGAGCCUCCGUGCACCAGCACAGUGAGCUCUGAAAGUGCAGCUCCAGAGAAGCUAAAUGGAUACCCAGUGAUCUGCAUCAAUUUUGAUAGCUCUGGUGCCGGGGAGCUCACCCUGAACAGCUUCCUAAAAGAAGAGCUAGCAGGAAAUGGGGAGGUGGAUGCAAUGCCAGCAGACAUGGUUGAUCCCUUGGAAUCCAUCCCAGGGGAAAUGAUGCCUUCCCUCAGUGCUGUGGACCUCGCUGAGCAGCUGGCUUUGUUGGCAUGCAUGCCCCCUGAAUCUGAAGUUAGGGAAAAUAAUAAAGUCAAUUCCGUUACUCAGGGAGGCAGUGAUAACAUCUUUACCAGCAUAGAAGCCCUAUCUAUUGAUGAGGUGAGUGGAGAUACACAAACUGUCAAGGAUCUAGAGAAGAGUCAGGAUGAUGAAGGGGCUUCAGCCCAGGAGGAGGAGCAGGAGCAGGAGCAGGAGGUGAUGGAGGAGGACAGCCAUGAGGAGAACAAGCUCCAGUUACGGACCAUGGUUAAAAGGAAGAACAGACCGUGUUCCUUGCCUGUGUCAGAACUUGAGACCGUCAUAGCCUCUGCCUGUGGGGAGCCUGAGACUCCUCGGACACACUACAUAAGGAUACACAAUCUCCUUCACAGUUUGCCUUCUGCCCAGAUGAGUAGUGAUGAUGGAGAAGGGGAGGAGGAGCAGGGCAGUGUGAUAGAGAAUGAUGAAGAACUGACAGUCAGGGAAGUUUCAGAGAAGGACAUGGUCAGUGAGGCUGAAACAGUCAUGGCAGAACCUCCUCAGGAAAGCACAGCGGAAGAGACCUUUGUCCGUGGAACAGUGCCUCGCAGCACCUCUGUUGAACACCUUGCUGACUUACGUGAACCAUUGUUGGAUGGGGAAGGGCCCAGAACUGAAAGUGAGAGUGAAUUGAGUCCCAGGCCAAAUGGGGACACUGAGUGUGAAAUGUGUGACACGUCCUGCUACAGCCCAUCCUGUUACAGCACCUCCUGUUAUAGCACGUCCUGCUACAGCACGUCAUGUUACAGCACUUCUGGUCAGGACAGUACCAAUCGGUUCUCAAGCCAUACCCGGUUCUCCUCUGUUGACAGUGCAAAAAUUUCCGAGAGCACAGUUUUUUCUUCACAGGAUGAUGAGGAAGAGGAAAACAGCGCUUUUGAGUCAGUGCCAGACUCGGUGCAAAGCCCCGAGCUGGACAGGGAGCAAGUGGAUGGCUCCACUCACUGGCCUGAGGAAAUGAUAGCUCGUGGAGUGAAUCUGCAGAGAACAGCAGAAAAUGUAGAGUCUCCAGUAGCAGGUCCCAGCAACAGAAGAGAAGGUGAUUGCCCUUUACUCCAUAAUUCCCAGCCAAUCAACCAGCUUCCUUCCCUGAGGCCUGACCACCAUCAGUACCCAACCAUUGAUGAACCUCUUCCUCCAAACUGGGAAGCUCGCAUAGACAGCCACGGAAGGGUGUUCUAUGUUGAUCAUGUGAAUCGAACCACAACGUGGCAGCGUCCAACUGCAGCAGCUACUCCUGAUGGAAUACGUAGAUCGGGUUCGAUCCAACAAAUGGAGCAGCUCAAUCGGCGGUACCAAAAUAUUCAACGGACUAUUGCAACAGAAAGGACAGAGGAGGAAACAGUUGUUAGCAAUAGGGUGGAGAGGAUCCCUCCUGGAGGAGGCAGUGAUUCUGAGGCAGAUCCUUCACCACCAAAUUCAGAGCUUAGAAGAGAAGUUCCAGUUUCACCUGUAAAUUCUCAGAAGAUUACUUUGUUGCUACAGUCUCCUGCUGUAAAAUUCAUCACCAAUCCUGAGUUCUUCACGGUGCUACAUGCAAACUAUAGUGCCUAUCGAGUUUUCACCAACAGCACCUGCUUGAAGCAUAUGAUUCUGAAGAUCCGCAGAGAUGCUCGGAAUUUUGAGCGGUAUCAGCACAACAGGGACCUGGUAAAUUUCAUCAACAUGUUUGCUGACACGCGGCUGGAACUUCCACGGGGCUGGGAGAUCAAAACUGACCAGCAAGGCAAGUCCUUCUUUGUUGACCACAACAGUCGUGCUACCACCUUCAUUGAUCCCAGGAUACCACUUCAAAAUGGUCGCCUACCCAAUCAUUUGACUCACAGACAGCACCUGCAGCGUCUCCGUAGUUACAGUGCUGGAGAGGCAUCAGAAGUAUCUCGCAACAGAGGUGUUUCUCUAUUGACCAGACCAGGAAACAGCCUGGUAACAGCAAUUCGAAAUCAGCACCAUCAUGAGUCUUUGCCUCUGGCAUAUAAUGACAAAAUCGUUGCAUUUCUACGCCAGCCCAACAUUUUUGAAAUGCUGCAGGAGCGUCAGCCAAGUCUGGCAAGAAAUCACGCACUCAGGGAGAAAAUUCACUAUAUCCGGACAGAGGGUACACAUGGUCUUGAAAAAUUGUCCUGUGAUGCAGAUUUAGUAAUACUAUUGAGCCUUUUUGAAGAAGAUGUUAUGUCCUACAUACCCCUUCAAGCAGCUUUCCAUCCCGGCUACAGCUUUUCCCCUCGCUGUUCACCUUGUUCAUCACCUCAGAAUUCUCCAGGUCUGCAACGUGCCAGUGCAAGAGCACCCUCUCCAUACAGGAGAGAUUUUGAAGCCAAGCUCCGCAAUUUUUAUAGAAAACUAGAAGCCAAAGGAUAUGGCCAGGGUCCAGGUAAAAUUAAAUUGAUAAUAAGGCGUGACCACCUGCUGGAAGGCACUUUCAAUCAGGUGAUGGCGUAUUCACGAAAAGAGCUCCAAAGAAAUAAGCUCUAUGUCACAUUCGUUGGGGAAGAAGGCUUGGAUUACAGUGGUCCAUCCAGAGAAUUCUUCUUCCUUCUGUCUCAGGAGCUCUUCAAUCCGUACUAUGGCCUGUUUGAGUAUUCCGCCAAUGACACUUACACUGUACAGAUUAGCCCCAUGUCAGCAUUUGUAGAAAACCACCUAGAAUGGUUUCGGUUCAGUGGCCGUAUCCUUGGCCUUGCUCUUAUUCACCAGUACCUUCUUGAUGCUUUCUUCACAAGGCCAUUCUACAAAGCAUUGUUAAGGCUGCCGUGUGACCUUAGUGACUUGGAGUAUCUGGAUGAGGAGUUCCAUCAAAGUUUACAGUGGAUGAAAGACAACAACAUCACUGAUAUCCUGGAUCUCACUUUCACAGUUAAUGAGGAAGUGUUUGGACAGGUAACAGAACGGGAGUUGAAAUCUGGGGGUGCAAAUACACAGGUGACUGAAAAGAACAAGAAGGAAUAUAUUGAAAGAAUGGUGAAGUGGAGAGUGGAAAGAGGGGUUGUUCAGCAGACAGAGGCUCUAGUCCGUGGCUUCUAUGAAGUUGUAGACUCAAGACUUGUUUCCGUGUUUGACGCUAGAGAACUAGAAUUGGUUAUAGCUGGAACUGCUGAAAUAGACCUCAACGACUGGCGCAAUAACACAGAAUAUCGGGGUGGUUACCAUGAUGGGCACAUUGUAAUACGGUGGUUCUGGGCUGCAGUAGAGAGAUUCAACAACGAGCAAAGACUACGGUUACUACAGUUUGUCACUGGGACAUCUAGUGUACCAUAUGAGGGGUUUGCAGCCCUCCGAGGGAGCAAUGGCUUACGGCGCUUCUGUAUAGAGAAAUGGGGGAAAAUAACAUCUCUUCCAAGGGCACAUACGUGUUUCAAUCGUUUGGAUCUUCCACCUUACCCAUCAUAUUCUAUGCUGUAUGAAAAGUUGUUGACAGCUGUUGAAGAAACUAGCACCUUUGGACUUGAAUGAGAGAGAAAAAUGGAAGCAUUUGAAGUGUUUUUUCUGGUCAGUGACAUCACUCCCUACCCUGCUGCCAUAUGAUUUUGAUAUUCUGUGUUUUUAUUUCCGGAGGCAAAAUCAAGAUCGACAAAAGCUGUGCAUGAAGAACAGCCUUCCUUUAAGAACUAGCCUUCAUGCUUUCAUAUUUGGUUAUGAAUGGACAACUAGCCUGUAUGCAAUAUAAAAAAAAAACAGUCUCAAGGUCUCUGUGUAUCUCCACAUACCUCCAUUAGUAAUAAUGAAAAUAUGAAUGCAAGUUAUGCUACACUUGACCAAAUGUUAAUAAAUGUUUACGUCCACCUAUGUUGUUUAAAAAACAAAAAUCAAGCAUUCCAAGCUUUUCUAUGCCCAUCUCUUCUGGAUUAAACCCACCGUUCAUCUUGCGUCUUAACAGCUCUAUCCACUAAUGGAACUGAUCAAGAGUCUCCUUCAUCUGUCCUUGAUUUUCUUGUACAAAUUGUGAGGGGCACCUAUGAGCAAACCUGAAUUUUUAUACACAGACUCAUAAUCCAGAUCAACUACAGCAGCUGGAGUUGGGCCAAAUGUGUGGUGCAGAUAAGACGUUCAAAACAAAACAAACCUGCAAUGCAAUGCAAUGUGUCACUGAUAGUUAAUUGCCAAUACUGGGAAUCGUUGCACUUCAGAGCUAUUGAAGUGUGGAUGGGAGAUAAAGUUUAUUGAAACAGCAACACACAGGAAGCACACAUUUGUGCACUCCAAAAGGAUGUCUCAUUAUGUAGCAUAAUAAACAACAACACCUGUCCUGAU
Molecule: messenger RNA, 6020 nt
Organism: Anolis sagrei ordinatus
Lineage: Eukaryota; Metazoa; Chordata; Lepidosauria; Squamata; Anolidae
Gene: HECW1
Product: HECT, C2 and WW domain containing E3 ubiquitin protein ligase 1
Biological process (GO): regulation of dendrite morphogenesis; protein polyubiquitination
Cellular component (GO): cytoplasm
Molecular function (GO): protein binding; ubiquitin protein ligase activity
Source: RefSeq, a predicted model, not a curated record